Molecule: messenger RNA, 2302 nt
Organism: Penicilliopsis zonata CBS 506.65
Lineage: Eukaryota; Fungi; Ascomycota; Eurotiomycetes; Eurotiales; Aspergillaceae
Exons: 4
Coding region: 161-1828 (555 amino acids)
Biological process (GO): lipid modification; glycerophospholipid biosynthetic process
Cellular component (GO): endoplasmic reticulum; membrane
Molecular function (GO): 1-acylglycerophosphocholine O-acyltransferase activity; 1-acylglycerol-3-phosphate O-acyltransferase activity
Source: RefSeq, a predicted model, not a curated record
GGCAUCGCUUCUUUUUGCUCUUUUUCUCCCUCCUCUCCACUUCACUCUGUGACGAGAAAACUGAUAAGAGGCUGGGAGGUCUCCAUGUCUCUAUAUACUAUAGCCUAGUCAUUGUUUACUCUUCAACUGGGCUGUAUUGUUUAUUGUUGGAAGUUACACCAUGUUGCCCUAUAUUAAUGCUGUAUUUGAGUAUCCUUCAGCGCUGAUAGGAGCUUCGGUUGACGAUGUCAAGCUCAUCGCGUCCUUUCUCAUCUCCUAUCCUUUGGCAGCGAUCUUGAAGCGGAUUCCGGACUCUCAGCCGUGGAAGAAGAAUGUGUUUAUUAUCCUCAUCGCACUGUUCUAUCUAAUAGGUCUGUUCGACCUGUGGGAUGGACUGCGCACGCUGCUCUAUAGUUCAGUCGGCGCCUAUGCCAUUGCAUACUACGUGGACGGGUCGUUGAUGCCAUGGAUCGCUUUUAUUUUCCUGAUGGGCCACAUGUCUAUCAGCCAUAUCUACCGGCAGAUUCUCAAUGAUCCCCAGACGGUAGACAUCACUAGUGCGCAGAUGGUUCUGAUCAUGAAGCUCUCCGCGUUCUGCUGGAAUGUCCAUGACGGCCGUCUGCCACAGGAGCAGCUCUCCGAUGCACAGAAGUAUGCGGCGAUUACCGAGUUUCCCAGUCUGUUAGACUAUACAGGCUAUGUCUGUUUCUUCCCGGCUCUCCUGAUCGGUCCUGCCUUUGACUUUGUCGACUACAAGCGCUGGAUUGACACGACUUUGUUUGACGUGCCUCCCGGGACAGAUCCUUCCAAGGUUCCUCCAACCAGAAAGAAGCGCAAGAUUCCUCGAAGUGGAACUCCCGCGACGAAGAAGAUGCUCGCUGGACUGGGCUGGAUCUUCCUAUUUGUCCAGCUCUCAUCGUACUACUACCCAGCCGAUCUUCUCGAGGAUAGUUACAUGGAGUACUCGCUCCCUCGCAGAGUUUUUAUCAUGCAUAUGAUCGGGUUCACCGCAAGAUUCAAGUACUACGGCGUGUGGUCCUUGACAGAAGGGGCCUGCAUCCUUUCGGGCAUGGGAUACAAUGGCUUCGAUGCCACGACUGGCAAAGUAUUCUGGGACCGUCUCGAGAACAUUGAUCCAUGGUCCCUCGAACGCGCUCAGAACUCGUACGGCUACCUGGGGAGCUGGAACAAAAACACGAAUCACUGGUUGCGCAACUACGUGUACUUGAGAGUCACCCCCAAGGGUAAAAAGCCUGGUUUCCGAGCAAGCAUGGCGACCUUCGUGACGAGCGCGUUCUGGCACGGCUUCUACCCAGGCUACUACCUGUCUUUUGUUCUUGGUUCCUUUGUGCAAACAGUUGCCAAGAACUUCCGUCGCUACAUCCGGCCCUUCUUUCUCACUCCCGAUGGCAGUAAACCGACGCCCUACAAGCCUUACUAUGAUGUGUUGAGCUGGUUCGCGACACAACUCACCAUGUCCUUCGUGGUGAUCCCCUUCAUUAUCCUUGGUUUCGGAGACUCGAUCAAGGUCUGGUCUCGAGUCUACUUCUACGGCGCUGUCCUUCUUGCGACCUCGCUCGCUUUCUUCGCCAGCCCCGGUAAAGCCCUCCUAGUCAAGAAACUCAAGGCACGCAAUAGGCCCUACGUCACCCGCACCGUCAGUCAGGAAGCCGUGCGUCCUCCCACGCUGGGCCUGUCCAGUGAUCUCGGCCGGGACAUCGAAGAGGCCGUCCAGGAGAUCAAGACAGAAAUCGAGACCCGGAGAAGACGCGGCAGCGUGGUCACCAUGCCGACAGGCGACGAGCUCCGCCGCGUGAUAGAGUCCAAGCUCGGUCGGAAGCUACCAUAAGACAUGGACCAUCCAUCUCUGAGUGGAUGCUGAUCGAUUGUGCGGCUUUGAGAACUCCUUUUCCUCUGUGAAAUGCAGACAGAGCGUUGUGGUGAAGCGAUGUCGACGAAUCCCUUUCUUUUCAGCGUUCUAUGCGAUUCCCGGUGUUGACUUGGCUGAAUCAAGUGAAUGCAGGAAUUGAAUAGUAGAAUAGAAUAAUGAUUGUCCAUUCAAGUAUAAUUGAUCAUCUUUUCAAAGUGUAGAAUUAGUCUAGUCUAUAACUAAGGAAUGUAAUCCUACAUGUUAACCAAGUAAUAUCAAAUCUAGGCUCGCUGAAAAGAAGAAACGAGAUAAAUCCAAAAGGACAUAUAUCUCAAGUCUAAAUGCAAUGUAAAUAGCUGCAGGGCUCAUAAAGAGGCAUGUAUAUAGAUACAUGAGUUGACUGAACAGGAGCAAUAAACACCCCCGUAUCAAGACCCGGGGGGGGGGGGGGGG